UGCCAUAGAACAGGAAAUAUUCGUUUCUGGAUACUUUGACUCCCUGAUGUCUUUCAAAACUGUCCUUCGAAUUUUGGUUUACGUCACUUUGAUCUUUUUCGUGUUCAACCACUGGAUCCUGAAAUUCGGCAAUGGCAAAGUACACCAGCGCUUCGAACCUGUUUCAGACAGGCAUACUGGAAAGACGAAAUCAUAUGAUAAGGUAACUCCGCAUCGGGCUCAAAUGACCUGCGACAAAUGGGUGGUGGUCACGACGACCUUCAAUUUGACCGACGCCGUGAAAGACCUACUGAAGAUGCCAAAGUGGUGUCUGGUACUGGUCAGUGACAAUAAGGGCCCCAUCACAGUAGUUCCGUCAUUUCCCAAUCUGAUCUUUCUAGACGUUGCCUGGCAAGAGCGCUGUCCGUACCAUAUCUGCCAGCAUAUUCCAUGGAAUCAUUUCAGUCGCAAAAACAUUGGCUUCAUGUACGCCGUGGCUAACGGGGCCAAGUGGAUCUACGACACCGACAAUGACAUCUUCCCGAAGUUUCCGGAGUCAGAGCCGCUUCUGGAUUCUUCGAUUGAAUUUGAUUUGAUACAGGUCGCCGGGCACGUGUACAAUCCCUACAUUCCUUAUAUCAAACCCAACACAACCUUUUGGCCGAGGGGGUUGCCACUGGAUAAAAUCAAGGAUUCAAACACGAAAAACAUGAAAGUGAUUGGUACCGUCAAGCCGGAAAAGAUCGCGGUGAUCAACUAUUUAGCCCAAACCUACCCCGACGUGGACGCCAUCUAUAGACUGACGCAGAAAAUUCCUUUUCAGUUCGAGAUGGUGGAGAAGUAUCACGCCCUACCGCAUUUCAUCAUGUCGCCCUAUAACGCCCAGGCAACGAUGCAUGCACAGUUCGCCUUCUGGGGUCUGCUCCUGCCGGCAAGUGUAGACGGGCGCGUGUCGGAUAUUUGGCGGUCAUAUUUUACGCAACGGUUAGUCUGGGACACCGACGGUCACAUCGCUUUCGGUCCGCCAUACGUCAAUCAAAUCCGUAACGCGCAUUCGUAUAUGGUUGAUUUUCACAAUGAAAUUGAUGUCUACUAUAAAACCAGCCGACUGAUCAACUUCCUGGUGAACUGGAUCCCGAAAACCGUUUCGUUGGCGCAGAACAUGAUCGAUCUUUACACAGAGCUCUACCAAAUCGAUAUUGUCGGGCGGACAGAUAUCGAUUUAGCCAUUGCCUGGAUACGUGAUUUGGAAUGUGUCGGCUAUACCUUUCCGCCAGUGAAAGUUGCGAAAGACUACGUGUAUUUAAUACAAGGCGCAAGCGUCACGAUGCUCGAUCAACUUGUGUCAAACUCAAAUCGGGAUGUUCUAUGGCUGACAUACUCGUCGGAGUCUGGCGAUUUAUACUGGCCUAAUAGCACGUGGACCACUGGGAGGAAUCUUCUGCUGGAACACGCCGUUGAACGUGGGAGUCGAAUGUCGAAGAAGGGCUAUAACUAUUUCAUCUUUCUCGACGACGACACUACAUUGUCGUUCAGUAAUGAUGGUCGUAGGUGGAAAAGUGAACGCGGUUGCAAUAGCGACGUUGUGUGGACGUGCUUUGAACAGUUCUUGGGCGCUCACGAGCCGGCAAUCAGCUAUCCAUAUUACACACUGCAAGGACAUCAUUUCUAUAACAAGACGUCACUCGUUAAUACAAACUACCAUUUUGAUGCAAUGAUGGUAGCAUAUCACCGUGAUACAUUAUCUUUCCUACUGCCCUACAGUACUGAGUUUGAAGCUCAAUCCUGGUGGGCAUCGAGUGUUAUCAAUAAUGGUCUGGCCAACAUGUUGUAUAGCUCAAGCAGGUAUCAGUACAAUGUUCUUCAUAGUGCCAAUUCGAGACCAGGUCAUAAGGGCAAUACUAAAUACAAGGUGGAUAACAACCGAUCCACUCAAUUACAAUUUCUGCUAUCGGCCCUUCUGCUAAUAGUCGAUGGAAAGCCGAAUCCGUUGUUGAACAGUACCUCGCCAAAUUUGCAAUGGAGGAUUCAUGGAAAGCCCAAUCUGAAGAAAAAUAAAACCUACACCGUGGACUACGCGUUCAUUAAGAAGUAUUUUAAGCUCGAUCAUAAGUUUACGCAAAGUAGACUGAACUGGCUUCAAAAAUCUGUGAUUAAAAGAAUUCUAUUCCGGGGCAAAGACGUAACCGAAUUUGACAAUUCAUUUAAUCCUGAUUAUUCCUAUCCAGUAUAA
Messenger RNA from Lineus longissimus, 2212 nucleotides. RefSeq lists its product as uncharacterized. The transcript has 3 exons. The coding region runs from base 47 to 2212 and encodes 721 amino acids. The record is from RefSeq and is a predicted model, not a curated record. NCBI's taxonomy places the organism in Eukaryota, Metazoa, Nemertea, Pilidiophora, Heteronemertea, Lineidae.